AGCGAGUGUAAUUACAGUAUACAGACAGAACUUAAAUUAUACUCUGACCAGAAUCUUAGUAUUUUUAUUGUUUAAACUUACAUUAUCUUGUGUUAAGACAAUCUUAAAGAUCCCAACAUUACCAACUCAGUGUAUAUAUUUUUAAAUAUUUUAUUUGUGGCCUAUACUUUAUCAUAUCGUUAUCGUUUUCUUCUAUGGACUAUAGGCCAGAAAUAAAGUAAUUGGAUUGUUUGACUGGUACCACUGUCCAAUGGUCAUGUGUUGUCAGCUAGAUUAAACAUUCACCACAGUUGCCCCUACUGUGCACCCAGUUACCCAGUAGGGGCCCCAUUUGUUAUACUUGGUUAACAUCAUGUACAUUUUAUGGAAAUUCCUCCUUUGUUAAUUGUCUCUGCUCUUAGCUUAUUUCCGCCUUCUUCUUUUUUUUAAAUUGUUUUUAGUAUGAUUUUAUCUGUGGCCUUAUUUUAUAUUUGUUAUUUUUUACUUAUUAAACUAGUUAUUGUUACCUCUCUACAAGAGAAGUAAUAAUGCAAGACUCACUUUAAGGCCUCAGUUGAUGAUAUUUCAGUUUAUAUUGUGCUUUAGUGGUGCACACCCCCAAACAAACAAAAGUAACUUUCUUGGUAUGGACAUUGCAAUUUUAAUUUAAUGCUUUAAAUCUCAUAGAGCGAGAUAAAAAAUACUGGUUGAAUUAAUGCGAAUGCAAUUUUAUUCAUUUUUAUUCAUGUUAAAUUAAUACAGAGACAGUGCUAUUUUAGUUUUAUAGUAACCUUUUGGGUUUUUUUUCUGAAUCGUUCCGGGUACAAUUUGGACAUUUCCGCUUGUUUAUAGUGAGUACAUGGAGAUUUUAUUAGGCUACUUGUGAGUGAGGUUUCCUCUGCGUCUGUCCGGUGUGCGCAUGCGCCAGUUGUACAGCGUGUUGUAGGUCUCUAUGACGACGGAUCUGUUAAACCUUUUUAGGGCUGUAGAGCGACUAGAAGCAGAUUAUGUGCACAGGUGUUGCUCCGCAGACUGACAGGCACUAUGUUGGCCAGUUAGAUGGAGUGAUAUUCACGAAACAACCCGGCUGGAUGUGUUCUUUGACCGCUUUUAACUCAACAGGAAUACUACGCAAGAACCUGCUGGUGUGAAGAUUAUGAGUGAGGUGGUUUGCACAAAAUCCCAGGAGGAAUAUGAGGACGACUUUGAGAAAGAUCUGGACUGGCUGAUCAGUGAGGAAGGCCGGAGUGAGGACCAGGGUCCUGACUUUGAGGACAUAGAAGCAGAAAUUGACAAAGAACUGGAGAAGGAUGAGAAACAGCAAAGAACGAAAAGAAAGCCAAAAAGCCACAAGGAGGAGAAGAGAGGCAGCAAAACAGAGGAGUUGCAAGAAGAUGAAGAGAGGUGGCCCUCGCCUAUGGAGCCAUUAGAGUAUGACUCAGACAGAGACAGCCCAAGUAAGUCAUCACCUAUAGUCCCACCUCCUCCAGGGAUGGAUGACCAGACAGAUGAGGAGAAGAAGUACAUUAUGGAAAAGAUCCAGCAGGCUAACCGGGAGCUGCGGGACCAGGAAGCUCCAGAUAUGACAAGGCGCAGGCGGCUGCAUUUUAAAGAGAAGCUAGUGGAUCUAGUGGUGCCUCCAUUGCAGUUUGAGAAAGAUGGCAGCAGUGGUGAGGUGGAAGGGGGAAAGGGCAGCAAGGAUAGAGCCAAGGAUUCCGAGGCAGAGACUGAAGUGUCAGGGAAGCUUUCUGAGCUAAAACUUUCGUCUCGGGAGGAAAGUGUAGGAUCUGGAGGAUCUGGCAGGGCUGGGGAGAGCAGUGAGGGGGGGCAGGGGGAAAAGGAGGGCAGAGUCCUUGUAGAAAAGGAUGGUAAGUUUGACCUGGUCAGCCUGAAAGAGGUGGAGAGUCAAGGCCUUCUGCCUCCUAUAGCAAACAACUCCAGUGACUACUCACGCUCCUCCCCACGUCCCCAAGACCAGGUUGUGAGCUCCAAUAAGAUCCACAGGUCCUCCUCCUCUCCUCGUGCCGGCUCUUCCCCCUUCCAGCAAGGCGUUGAUCACCUCCGUGCCCCCAGACCUCCAGCUCAGCCCAAGAGCAGGCCCAGCUCAGCUAGCCACAGCCAGAAAGGCAGCCAAAGGAAUGGCAGCAAGCGACGGGUGCAGUCGGCCACUGGGACACCCUGCCAGGCCACCUACACCCUCUCCCCCCAGCAGAAAGAGCUGCUGCAGAAGAUCCAGGAGAGGAAGGAGAAGCUGGCCAGAGAGGCAGAGGAGAGGAAACGUGAGGAAGAAGAGCAGAAGAGGCAGGAGAAUGAGCUGGCAUUUAAGGCCUGGAUGAUAAGGAAGAGAGAGCAGUUUCAGGAGGAGAGAAGGAUCCACCGAGCCCAGGAGAUGGAGAGGAUGAAUUCUAAGAGAGACUCCAGUGACCCAAAGGAGUCUUUUAGGCUGUGGCUUCAGAGGAAGCAGGAUCAGCAGCAGAAAGAGAGACAGCUGGUGGAGAUGAAGAGGCUCGAGGAGGACAGUGGUUACCUCUUACGCAGCCGUGAAGAGUGUGAACGUGCCUUUAAACUGUGGCUGAAGCGGAAACGGGCGGAGAAGCGAGCGGAGCAGCAGGCGGCUCGAGAGCGCUCCCGCAGGUUGGUGCUGGAGGAGCGACAUGCACGACGCAUGAGGGACCUGCUGUGCACUGUCAAUGAAACCAAGCCCUUCACUUUCACUGAACAGCUAGCCUACCGCUUCUGAACCAGACAAAUUCACCAUGGCUCUCACAUGGCCCUCUUCGAAAAACUAGAUUCUAUUUUGAUGCUACGAAUCUCAUCGUACAUUAAAAUUUAACCAGACUGGACAACACAAGACUUGGUGAAGAACAUAAGACAGUUUAUUCUGUGUUCAGUUGUUGUUAGGGUUUUGAUUUAUUAAUUCUAUUUCUAUGCUGUGUUAAAAACAAGUUUGCCGCAGUGACCUCUACUCAAUGACGCACUUUACUUUAAACGGAGCUCUUCAUAAAGACAAGAGCUGAACCAUUUGUUACUGUAUGCCUGUCAGAGAGUGUUUGGUUACAUACAAGGAUACGUUCAAUUUUACAACUAGUUACUUGAACAGAUGAAACUGUAAAGGAAUUAAAAGAGGAAAAUACUAUUGGUAAAUAUGCCUGGCUGUUUAAAAGGCAUUCUUAUUUGAUACAAAAGAAUGAAUUAUGUUUAAUUUCAUGCUAAACAUUAUGACAUGAAUAAAUAAACAAAAAUACACCAUUAAAUAUA
Siniperca chuatsi (mandarin fish) is the source of this 3237-nucleotide messenger RNA. RefSeq names its product coiled-coil domain containing 181 (gene ccdc181). The transcript is spliced from 6 exons. The record is from RefSeq and is a predicted model, not a curated record. Bases 1136 to 2719 code for a protein of 527 amino acids. NCBI's taxonomy places the organism in Eukaryota, Metazoa, Chordata, Actinopteri, Centrarchiformes, Sinipercidae. Gene Ontology annotation, molecular function: microtubule binding.